Molecule: messenger RNA, 2037 nt
Organism: Saccostrea echinata
Lineage: Eukaryota; Metazoa; Mollusca; Bivalvia; Ostreida; Ostreidae
Exons: 1
Coding region: 1-1980 (659 amino acids)
Biological process (GO): positive regulation of DNA-templated transcription
Cellular component (GO): chromatin; nucleoplasm
Molecular function (GO): zinc ion binding; ubiquitin-protein transferase activity
Source: RefSeq, a predicted model, not a curated record
AUGACACAGCGCGUUGUACAGAACAUAGAAAACGACUAUCUCAUCUGCAGUAUCUGCUUGGGACGCUAUACUGACCCCCGAAUACUUCCCUGUGGACAUACGUUCUGUAGACAAUGUCUCUCCGAUUACAUUCAGCAAACAGUCCUUAGUCCUAAUACACGAACUUUGAAAUGUCCCAUAGAUCGGGGCUUCGUCAGCGGGCCGGGAUCAAAUAUACACACCCGGGAAUGGGCCUCUUCUUUCCCAGUGGACCAGUUUGCCUUAAAUCUUCUCUCCAUCGUCAACGAACAAGAACGAAGCGGGAAUCAGGUAUCUACAGAUAACCUACCAAUCAAUCGAGGGCCUGGGCCUCCCCCCUCCGGGACUUCUCCCAAUUUCCAGACAUGCUCUGUCCAUAAUGGACGCUUAAUGGAGUACUUUUGUAUUGGAUGCAAUGAACUUGUCUGUGCUCAAUGUGCAAUCGAUAAUCACAGAACACGAAGGUGUGAUUGUCUUUCUUUUGAAGAUGCAGUUACUAGACUUCAGCCAAAGGCAAAUUCUUUACAUGUUCGAUUUCAAAAUUUAAUUUUUCGUGCUCAACAGUUAGUACAAUAUGGUUCACCAGAGCACAACAGUUUACAACAAGCCAAAAGUAGAGCAAUGGAAAGUUUAACAGAUAUAGAAUCAAAUAUAAACCGUUUCUCACAAAUAUGUUUUCAAAAUGUGGAAGACUUACGUCAAGAAAUCGCUUUUGCAGGACAAGAAUUGCCCUCGGAAUCACGUCAGCUAGCGGUGCUUUAUGAUAAAAUACAAGACACAAAACUAACAUUUGAUAAUAUUCUGAGCACGAAUUCGACUCUAGAUAUCCUUAACACAUAUCGAAGAAUAGAGUCACAAGCAAAUGAAUAUGAUCGCUCCUUAGCUUCCACCACACAAAGAAACCCUCGAUAUAUCGAAAUGUCCGAUCAUACCACCUUCUCUCGAUUUCUAAAUAAUCCUCCGCCAUUGGCCUCGCUAAAAGUCAAAUAUCCAAACAGAAGAGAACAUCAACAAAAUACAAUCUCAGGCAAUGAUGACGUAGAAUUCACAGCAGUGUUAUCGCCUUCAACAAUACCUUCCCAAAACCAAAACUCUGGUAAUCAUAGGAUAUUAACCUCAACAGUGCGAGGACAGAGAUCAACUCGAAACCAUCCUGGUCAGACUCGAAGCAAAAGUAAAUCUGUAAUUAAUGUCAAAAAUCCACAAGAAGACACCACAACGUGGCAUUUGAAUGGAAUAGUCUUCAUAGGGUAUCAUGUGCUAGUCAUUGAUUCAUACAAUAACAUGUUACGAAAAUGUAGCAUUGCAGGAACGUUCACCACUCAUGAAACUUUGCCCAUAGAAGGACCAACGAGUAUCACAUUAAUGGAUAACCCGACAGAGGUAGCAAUAUCCCAGCCUGAGAAAAAACAAAUUGUUAUAAUUAGUACCGACCAGGAACUAGCGAUAAAGGAAACGAUUCGAACAAAUAAACCGUAUGAUGUUAUUUGCUUACACCAAAGGACAAACUUUGUUACAUGCAGUUUUAGAGGAGCCAAAUGUAUUGAUAUCAUCAACAGAGUCGGUCGUGUUCAGAUCUCGAUAGAAAGGUCUCGGAUUUUACGUGACCCUCGGUAUCUCACAGUGACACGUGAAGGCUUAAUUGUAGUCAGUGAUAAUGAAUUACGUCGCGUGAUAUGCAUGAAUUCAGAAGGACAGGUACAAUGGACGCACACUCCGAAUGGGUCACCUUGGGGUGUGGCUUCUGAUAAAAUGGGCAAAAUCUACGUUUGUUUGGAUAACAAUGAUGUUCAAACACUUUCAGAUGAUGGACAUGUGAUUGAAGAGAAAUUCUUGUCUGCAAGAGAUGGGAUAAAGAUGCCAUAUGCUAUUUGUGUUAGAUCACGGCAACUUGCAAUUACCGAGUUCGGGUCCAGUUUAUUCACUCCAAACAGUCCUUGGGUUCACAUCAUAUCAGUUUAGCUGAAGGGCGGAAUGGUGCUAUUUGUCAGUCAUUUUCUUCCAGCUUUUAAUUUAAGA